AUGGAUGAGGUACGAUUCCGCAACGUCUCUUUACCGCAUUCCAGGUACUUGAAUUUGAACCCAGAGAACAAGAAACUCUAUACGAAACUGAAGAAUAUUGAAGCUUCUAGUGUAGAUAGGACGUGUAGUGAUCCCGGUUUCGAAGCCGUAGCAGCUGCAUAUCUAAAGGUGUUCGACGACGUGAUAACGACAGUAGAGGAAAAGCCGUCAGACGUGCAACCUGCUUGCGAUCGACUAGCCGCUAUCGGAAGAAUGCACCGGGCAAAGGCUUCAAAUAUACCAAAUAACGCGUUCGAAGAAAUGGAGGAACCGUUUGUUCACAUGGUGAAAGAUAUCUUACAAGAUCGUUUCAACGAUAAAGCCGAAAUCCUAUUUCGAAAGUUUUUCCAAUUUUGCUUAAAAUAUUUGUUAGAAGGUUUAAACAGUUAG
Angiostrongylus costaricensis is the source of this 429-nucleotide messenger RNA. The record is from the annotation of a GenBank genome assembly. Lineage: Eukaryota; Metazoa; Nematoda; Chromadorea; Rhabditida; Metastrongylidae.